This is a messenger RNA of Carassius auratus (goldfish), 3586 nucleotides long. It is a transcript of the gene chrm4b, whose product is annotated as cholinergic receptor, muscarinic 4b. Gene Ontology annotation, cellular component: plasma membrane; dendrite; synapse. Lineage: Eukaryota; Metazoa; Chordata; Actinopteri; Cypriniformes; Cyprinidae. Gene Ontology annotation, molecular function: G protein-coupled serotonin receptor activity; G protein-coupled acetylcholine receptor activity. The transcript has 2 exons. Gene Ontology annotation, biological process: adenylate cyclase-inhibiting G protein-coupled acetylcholine receptor signaling pathway; chemical synaptic transmission; G protein-coupled receptor signaling pathway, coupled to cyclic nucleotide second messenger. The coding region runs from base 975 to 2354 and encodes 459 amino acids. The record is from RefSeq and is a predicted model, not a curated record.
AUUCGAAUGAGCCAUUUUAAUCUAGAUUAAUCUAAUUAAUUCAAGAUCACAGUGAGAUUAAUCUAUAUUAAAAAAAUUAAUCUAUGCCCACCACUAAUUACAAUACAAUGCAUUUCAUGAAACUAUCCGGGGCCAUAUUUUUGCAUAAUAUCAGUUAAGAAAAGAUGCUUUAAGUAUUUUAUUUUAUUUUAUAUUAAUUUUAUUACUUUAAAUGUAUCCAGUAAAAAUACUGUACUACAGCAAUGACAUACAUGACAGAGAAUUGUGGGAAUUAUAAAAAAAAGAUAAAAAUACUAAGACUAAUCAUUGCAAUGACUAUUUUCCUAAAGUUAUAUUUUUAAUAUUUAACCUAUUUUUUUUCUUUUUUUAUUUCCUUUUUUGUCAAUUUUCAUGACACUUUUUUUUUUAUGAAAAUUAUAAAACAAUAAAAACCAACAAGCAAACAUCUUAAUAAAAUAUGGUCUUAAAAAUGAGGAAAAUGUGCUUGUCUUAAAAUAAUUGUCAGUAUGUAUAAUUUAAGUUUCUUUUAAUUAUAUUAUACAUUACAAUGUUUUCAUAACCCCCACCACCACCUCAAUUUACCAUUGUAACAUCUGUAAUUUUUGUAGUAUGUGUGAUAUUUAAAAUAUUUAAAUAGAAUCAUAAUAAAAUGUAAAAGAUGUGCUUCUGUGGAGCUUCGUUGCAAGUCAGGUAAUUAGAUUACAUCCCUUAUGUAACUGCUGCCUUCCUCUUUAGAUGACUGAAGCUGCAUUAAGCAUACAUGCUUUAAAAAAGCAACACGAAACUAUGAAGAAUUCAGCAGUAAAAUGAUCGUUCCACACUACUUUGAUCAUCUUCUAGUAGAAUUAGUGUAUUGAUACAGCUUAAAGCGAUUGGAUGCCUGGUUCUGUAUUUGGAAGGUGAGGAUGGGUGUUACUGUCUGAGGAAUUUAAAGUCCUCCCAGUCAUUCUCUCAUUCAGACGGAGCAGGAGAUCAUGGAGACUGGAGAUGUCAUUUUCACAAGGGACUUUGAGUGGUUAGUUUUUAACGGCUCCUCCACAAGUUCCUCCAUCAUGCUCAACAGUAGCUUGCACAGUCCCUUGCCCGAGGAAUUGUGCUUGGUAUCGGGAAGACCACAGCGUGCAUUCGGGACUGUAGGGGUGGUCGUCAUAAUAAUUAUCACUAGCUGCAUCAGCCUGCUAACAGUCCUGGGCAACGUCCUGGUUCUGCUUUCAAUCAAAGUCAACCGCAAUCUCCAAACCAUCAACAACUACUUCCUUUUUAGUCUAGCUUGUUCGGACCUUAUCGUUGGUGUUUUCUCCAUGAAUCUCUACACUGUGUAUGCCGUAAAGGGAUAUUGGCCUUUGGGACCGCAGAUGUGUGACUUGUGGUUGGUUGUGGAUUACGUCGUGAGUAACGCGUCUGUGAUGAACCUCCUACUGAUCUGUUUUGACCGGUACUUCUGCGUGACCCGGCCUCUGAGUUACCCAACCAAACGUACUGCAAGAUGGGCUGGGGUGAUGAUUGCCGCAGCUUGGUUACAGUCUCUGCUUCUCUGGGCUCCAGCUAUCCUGCUUUGGCAGACUGGGCAGGACAAGAGCAAGGUCCCAGAGGGACAAUGUUACAUCCUGCUCCUUGCGAACCCUGCUGUAACCCUGGCAACCACUAUCCCAGCAUUCUACAUUCCUGUUGUAAUAAUGACGGUACUGUACACGAAAAUAUCCCUGGCCAGUCAGAGACGGGUUCAUAAGUUGAAGCCUGAAUCCGCAAACCUGCUUGAUCCGUCUAAGACAAGUGGAGUAUCGUCAACCGCAAACCCUGACCUAGUGAAUGACAUUAAACCAGAUGACCCAUGCACAUUUAAACCUGAUUCAAAGCUCGUUAGAAUGAAACGGCUCUUUUCUGUAGAGUUCAGCAGGACGGAUGACUCCUUGGAUUCCAGUCCUGAUGCCUCUAUGGAAGAGCGAGGGCUGGAUGCAGAAACCUCAAGACCAAAGAACUCGACAGCCUGUGUGGAAACUAGUAGGACAAGGCAACCUCACUGUUUUCAAAACCAUACUGCCAUUCAGGUUCAAGGUAAAACGUCCAAGGUUGUUUUCAAAAAUGCCAAGGCUCUGAGAGAGAGGAAGGUGACGAAGACCGUCCUUGCUGUUCUUCUUGCCUUCAUUGUUACUUGGACUCCUUAUAGCGUUAUGGUUCUGAUUGGUACCUUCUGCCGUUGGUGUGUCCCUGAAAUUCUGUGGAUGGUGGGUUACUUUAUGUGCUACGUCAACAGCACGGUAAAUCCAGUGUGCUAUGCACUGUGUAAUGCCACAUUCAAAAGAACCUUUAAACGACUGUUGAUGUGCAAGUUCAGAAAUCUGACAUUAAAAUGAGUCGUAUUUCAGUCUCUUAUCAAUGACUCCUGGCCAACCAAUGAGGUACCUGAUUCGCUCAGAUGUUUUGUGACAGUGAAGCUGUUUUACUAGAUCCAAAAGUAAAAACGUGGAGUUGGUUUAGGUUACUGGUCUUUAUAAUUUUUUUGAUAAUGUAUGCAUUACGUGAACGAUUUUGACGUAUCAUAGUUGUUUGCAAAUGCAUUCUUACGCUAAAAGUUUGUGUAAAUCAAUGCAGUAGUUUAGAGAAGACCCUGAUUCUUAUUUUUUUGUGCAUAAUGCUGGUUUACCAGAGCCAAAAGUGUAAAUAAAGUGAAGUAUUUAGUUGCUCAUAUUGCACGCAUUAAAUGUAUCGCAAAGUCAUUAAGUUGAUACUUAUUUUUUGAGUGCGUCUUAAGUGGUUUACUAAAGUGAGAAGUAAAAAUAAACAUGUUUGUUGAGUUAUUUGUUAUUCACCAUGUCGCUAUAAUUGCAUUUGUUCUACGAAUUGUAUCAGAACGUUUUUUUUGUUGUUUUUGUUACAGUUUAAGACCGUUGCUCUUUGUGCAAAUUGGUAAAAACCAAACAAAAUUGCAUUGUGAUCUAGUUUUACAAGUAAAAAUAUACCUGUUAUUUUACGUUUAUAACAUUACAAAAAUUGCUAAUUUACAACUAUAUUGACGUCAUUAAAGUAAUUUUUCCAAGUUUGUACAUCUUGAACAAUAAAUGUGUAAACGUUGUUUUAAAAAAAAAGCACCAGAACGUAUUAUUGAAAAUACACUUUCAUUUAUUCACAACCUUUAGAAGUAAUCAGUUAGUGGUGUAAAUUUGAUUGUACAUCCAUCAAAUCUAAAAACAUAAACAUUUAUAAACAUAGAUACUUUAUAUAGGCCAUUACUUUCAGGAGCGACGUUCAUUUAAGCAUUCAGCUUACAUGUUAUAACGUACAGAAAUAUUUUUCAUUCGGUUUGUUGUAAUUUACAAAUGCUUUAGGGGCAUAAUUAGGCUCUCGCCAGUUUUUCUCUUUAGUAAAGACAAUUUGUUAGACAACAGGUUUGCUGUGGCCAGUUUUAUACAUGCAAAGUCAAUUACAAUUAAAAAUUCGCUACAGAGAUCAAAUUACGACAGCAUAGACACGUACAUUUACUAAUUACAAAACAAAGAAAGUGGAAAUAAAAACAACAGGUAGGGUUACAGUUUUUUUUUCCUCAGCAUUCACCUUUUGGAGGAUUUGGGAGUGUCACACAGGAAUG